This is a messenger RNA of Pocillopora damicornis (cauliflower coral), 2312 nucleotides long. RefSeq lists its product as uncharacterized. The record is from RefSeq and is a predicted model, not a curated record. Lineage: Eukaryota; Metazoa; Cnidaria; Anthozoa; Scleractinia; Pocilloporidae. Gene Ontology annotation, molecular function: GTPase activity; protein serine/threonine kinase activity; ATP binding. Gene Ontology annotation, biological process: protein phosphorylation.
GAUUUUGGCGUCCAUGGACACACUAAAAGAUGCGAAAUAUUAGCUAAAAAUAUUUAAUUUAAUGUCUUUUUAACUGCAUACACGGAAAAUCUCACUUGAUUUGCCUUUAAUUUACAAUCUGCACUAUCUUGUUUGCCCAACAUGUUUCAGAAGUCGUCGCUGUAAGAAGAAAGAACCGGCAGUUACGAACUAGUAGCAUGAAUCAGGAACAAGCCGAGGGAGAGUCACUUGAGUCUCAUGUGAAGGACCUUGUGCUAGAAAGAGAAAUUGGAAGGGGAUCGUAUGGAAAAGUGUACAAAGCUCUAUGGAAAGGAAAAGAAGUGGCAGCGAAAAGGUUUCACGCCGUUCUCGCUAAUGAUAGCUGCGGCCAAAUGAUCGACCACUUUAGAGAAGAGUUCCAGCGAGAAUGGGAUGCCCUCAAGUCACUCAAUCAUCCGAACGUGGUCAAAUUCCAUGAAGUUGUGUUUCCCAAGGGAAGAUUGCCUGUAAUUAUUACAGAACUUUUGCACUGUGAUCUGGAAAGGUUCAUUAGAGAAUCGAAGUCGUCCCCAAAAGUCCCACUAAUUCAUCUGAUAUGCAUAGCCUUAGACGUGAUUCAAGGUCUUCAGUUUAUGCAUGGCUUAGAAAAUCCAAUUGUCCAUCGCGACCUGGCGACAAAAAAUAUCCUACUAACAGAUACCGGCACUGCCAAGAUCGCGGACAUGGGCGUGGCUAAAGUUUUUGUCCAAGGGUACGAAAUGUAUGCAACUCCCGUGCGAGGCACACCAGUUUAUGCAGCACCAGAAACAUAUCCAGCUAUGGAGAAUUUUGAAAUCGUGAACGAUGCAAAGUAUGGUCCCCGAGUGGAUAUAUUUUCUUUUGGUGUCAUGUUACUGGCCAUGGCUGUUGGUCAUGAGCCUAAAGUCUGGCCAAUUUCUCCAAUUACCAAAGGCGGGAAGAAGGUUAGUGAAUAUGAACGUCGCAAAGCUGACAUCAACGAGAUGGGAGAUCAUUUAGUACAAAGUUUAGUACUCAGGUGUUUGGAGAAUGACAGCAGCUGUCGUCCAUCUGCUAAAGAUAUCAAAAUAGAAUUAGAGAAGCACAAGUGGAACCUAGUGCGGCAUUCUGAGUCUUAUGAAAUGAAUGAAGAAGCUGUAAUUGAGAAGGUGCAGCGUCAACCCAGUUAUGACUACAAAUUUAAGAUCCUCUUCAUAGGUGAUAGGGGAGUGGGGAAGUCAUGCCUUUUUCAGCGCUUUCGAAACCCUGCAUAUGACAUUUUUAUGAGUACAAUGACCAUAGGCUUAGAAGUUGACAUUGAGUCCUUUAAGUAUGGCUCCAAGUUUGUACAUUUAGAAGUAGUUGAUACUGCUGGACAAGAGCAGUUCUUUGCAGUGCAAGCCAUGUAUUUUCGUGGAGUACAUGGCAUUUUUCUGGUGUGUGAUGUAACAAAUCGUGAAACUUUCCAGCACAUUUCCAGGUGGCUUGACCUAGCUCACCUUUACUGCACUGAAACUAAUGCUUUGAUUAUUCUCAUUGGCAACAAAAUCGACCAAGAAGAGAAUCGCAAAGUUUCUCGUGAGGAGGGUGAAGAGCUUGCCAAAUGUCAUGGGCUAAGCUACUUAGAGGUCAGUGCUUUAGAUGUUGGAAAUAUUGAAGACAUGUUCAAAAAAAUGAUUCAGCUUCUCACAAGGUCUGUUGACCUUGGUACAAUUAAAAUUGAACUGGCUGAGACUGAUGAUAAGGUAAAGUUGACGAAAGGUUCAAAGAAGUCCAAAUGCAAGUGUAAAUCAACAUAAAAUGGGAGACAUUCCUCUGUGGAUGGAGAAUAGAUUUUUGUUGAACAUUACAUGUUGCAGUGUUUUACACUACAUGUUUGGUUUAUGUUGUAUGGAGGUAGUGGCCCUAACACUGCACGAGGUAGUGUUUAGGAGUAUCCUUUCUCCUGCAGGAGAGAAUGCUUCUCUGUCAUGGGUUACCCAUUGAUAUUUUGACAGUUUGCUUGAACAUGUUUAUACACCUGGAUGAAGAGAAGCUUUGUGAGAGGAGAAAGUGUCUCACCCAACAUGCAAAACCAUGAAACAGCCAGGGCUCAAAAAAGGCCCUUGACUAAAUUCUGAGUCUACAAGCCUGAUUAUUAAGCAGGAGCACACCACCUCAUAUGGCUCACUUAUCUUAACCCUGUAACUCCCAUGAGUGACCAAGACAGAAUGAGAAUGAAAACAAAGGGAAAUAUCAAUGAGUACUGGUAGUGGGACAGAGUGGAGUCGAAUUUGUUCUGUGAUCAUACAAGUGAUUAACAAAUCAAAUGACCUAAAAGUAUGAGUCCGAUUUGU